Molecule: messenger RNA, 2691 nt
Organism: Erinaceus europaeus (western European hedgehog)
Lineage: Eukaryota; Metazoa; Chordata; Mammalia; Eulipotyphla; Erinaceidae
Gene: RAF1
Product: Raf-1 proto-oncogene, serine/threonine kinase
Exons: 17
Coding region: 320-2266 (648 amino acids)
Biological process (GO): signal transduction; protein phosphorylation
Cellular component (GO): cytosol; mitochondrion; plasma membrane
Molecular function (GO): ATP binding; protein kinase activity
Source: RefSeq, a predicted model, not a curated record
CGCGGACUCGCGGGCCGGGCAGCCGAGUGUGUCGUCGCGGGCGCCGGGCGGCCAUCUUAGAUGGCGGGAGCGAGGCGAGAGGGCGCGUGAGAGUCGGGGCGGCUCGCUGGGCUCUGACCGCGCCCGCACGGGGUCGGCCGGCCGGGCUUUGGGGCGCGUGCCCCGGGCGCGAGGGCGACGAUGCGGGGGCCGCCCGGGGCCCCGUCCCCUGGAUUGGGGACGCGCCGAGUGUGACCGACUCCCGCUGCCUCAGCCGCCGGGCACGACGGGCCCGAGGCGGCGGCCCUCAGCAGAUCUUAGGAUCACGGAAGCUGCAUCAAUGGAGCACAUACAGGGGGCCUGGAAGACGCUCAGCAAUGGCUUCGGGUUCAGAGACGCGGUGUUCGACGGCCCCAGCUGCAUAUCCCCCACACUCGGUCAGCAGUUCGGCUAUCAGCGGCGGGCGUCAGAUGAUGGCAAGCUCACGGACUCAUCCAAGACGAACAGCACCAUCCGGGUUUUCUUGCCGAACAAGCAAAGGACAGUGGUGAAUGUGCGCAACGGGAUGAGCUUGCACGACUGCCUCAUGAAGGCCCUCAAGGUGCGGGGCCUGCAGCCCGAGUGCUGUGCCGUGUUCAGACUCCUCCAGGAGCACAAAGGUAAAAAGGCACGUUUAGAUUGGAACACUGAUGCUGCCUCGUUGAUUGGAGAAGAACUUCAAGUAGAUUUCCUCGAUCAUGUUCCCCUCACAACACACAACUUUGCUCGGAAAACCUUCCUGAAGCUUGCUUUCUGUGACAUCUGCCAGAAAUUCCUGCUAAAUGGAUUUCGAUGUCAGACUUGUGGCUACAAAUUUCAUGAGCACUGUAGCACCAAAGUACCUACUAUGUGUGUAGACUGGAGCAAUAUCAGACAACUCUUAUUGUUUCCAAAUUCCUCGGUUGGUGACAGUGGGGCCCCAGCACUGCCUUCUUUGACAAUGCGUCGGAUGCGAGAGUCUGUUUCCCGGAUGCCUGUUAGCUCCCAGCACAGAUACUCCACUCCCCACGCCUUCACCUUCAACACCUCCAGCCCCGCUUCCGAAGGCUCCCUGUCGCAGAGGCAGAGGUCGACAUCCACGCCCAACGUGCACAUGGUCAGCACCACCCUGCCUGUGGACAGCAGGGUGAUCGAGGAUGCGAUUCGAAGUCACAGUGAAUCAGCCUCACCCACAGCCCUGUCCAGCAGCCCCAACAACCUGAGCCCCACGGGCUGGUCACAGCCCAGAGCCCCUGUGCCGGCACAGAGAGAGCGGGCACCCGGACCCGGGACCCAGGAGAAAAACAAAAUUAGGCCAAGGGGACAGAGAGACUCCAGCUACUACUGGGAAAUAGAGGCCAGUGAAGUGAUGCUGUCCACUCGGAUCGGAUCAGGCUCCUUCGGAACUGUCUACAAGGGCAAGUGGCACGGUGAUGUGGCGGUGAAGAUCCUCAAGGUUGUUGACCCAACACCAGAGCAGUUCCAGGCCUUCAGGAACGAGGUCGCCGUCCUGCGCAAAACACGGCACGUCAACAUCCUGCUCUUCAUGGGUUACAUGACCAAAGACAACCUGGCCAUCGUCACCCAGUGGUGUGAGGGCAGCAGUCUCUACAAACACCUGCACGUCCAGGAGACCAAAUUCCAGAUGUUCCAGCUGAUUGACAUAGCUCGGCAGACGGCACAGGGCAUGGACUAUUUGCACGCCAAGAACAUCAUCCACAGAGACAUGAAAUCCAACAACAUAUUUCUCCACGAGGGCCUGACAGUUAAGAUCGGUGACUUCGGCUUGGCCACCGUCAAGUCCCGCUGGAGUGGCUCCCAGCAGGUGGAGCAGCCUACUGGCUCGGUGCUGUGGAUGGCCCCAGAGGUGAUCCGCAUGCAGGACGACAACCCCUUCAGCUUCCAGUCGGAUGUGUACUCAUAUGGCAUCGUGCUGUACGAGCUCAUGACAGGCGAGCUGCCCUACUCACACAUCAACAACCGCGAUCAGAUCAUCUUUAUGGUGGGCCGCGGCUAUGCCUCCCCGGACCUCAGCAAACUCUACAAGAACUGCCCCAAGGCCAUGAAGAGGUUGGUGGCCGACUGCGUGAAAAAAGUCAAGGAGGAGAGGCCGCUGUUCCCCCAGAUCCUGUCUUCCAUCGAGCUGCUCCAGCACUCUCUGCCGAAGAUAAACCGCAGCGCCUCAGAGCCCUCGCUGCACCGCGCAGCCCACACUGAGGACAUCAAUGCCUGCACGCUGACCACAGCUCCCAGGCUGCCCGUCUUCUAGCGCCCUGCUCCCCUGAGAAGCUGCUGCUAAGGACCGUCACUGCGCUCUCGGGCCUCAACUCCGUGGUGCCUUCGCCCCUUCCAGCCUGGAGGAGGAAGGAAGCAUGCGCUGCUCCCUCCACAGACAGCGGCCACGUGCUGAGGUGACUGGCAGCAGACGGGGGAGUUUUGCACAGAAUGCACCAAGUGGCUGCCUGCCGGCCUGCUUUGGUACUAAGACUUAACUGGGGGUUUCGGAGCCCCCUACACUGAACUGAGUCUUCCAGGAGCCGCCCCACCUUUCCAGCCACCACCUAGAUGCAAGGAAGCCAGGAAAACGGUUUUCUUGAUGAUUUGGGUUUUAAUUUUGUUUUUAUUGCGCCUGAUAAAAUACAAUUAUCCAGUGGUUCCUUAAUUGUGUUAUUUUAAUAAAAUAAAUUAAAUGUA